GUCCUAGUCUCAUUGUCCCAGUCCCAGUCUCAGUGUGCCGGUCUCAGUCGUCAGUGGCCGUCCAGUAGCAGUGAAGAAAAAGGAAAGUGGCCCGUGCACUCCACAAGAUUUUUCAAUCGUUGGCUCCUUCUUAAAAACCAGAGAGGCACCCAACCCUUUGGCCUCGCCUUCACUCUUACACCCAAACCAAAUACAUCACAACAAAUCAACCACACACAUACAAACCUACUUAGAUACCCCCCUUGGAUUCUUUAUAUAAAGGAUCCGGUAUCUUUGUUUUUUUCACCUUUACAACUCACGAACAUCCCACUUUAGCGACGGUAUCCAGAGGAUCACCUUCGCUAUCAACCCCACUACGAACCUUUUCCAAGACUACAGAGCAGCGCCUGUAGUCGCAACUUCUUCUUAGCACAAUCAUGGCUGACAAGGGUCUUGAGGAUGUGCCUGAGGGCCAGAUCGAGUCCAACUACGAUGAGACCACCGACUCCUUCGAUGCGAUGAACCUCAAGUCGGAGCUCCUUCGCGGAGUUUACGCCUACGGUUUCGAGCGUCCCUCCGCCAUCCAGCAGCGCGCCAUCAUGCCCGUCAUCAAGGGCCACGAUGUCAUUGCGCAGGCUCAGUCCGGUACCGGUAAAACGGCUACCUUCUCCAUCUCCGUCCUCCAGAAGCUCGACCCCAACAUCAAGGCUUGCCAGGCUCUCAUCCUCGCCCCCACCCGCGAGCUUGCCCAGCAGAUCCAGAAGGUCGUUGUCGCCAUCGGUGACUUCAUGAACGUUGAGUGCCACGCCUGCAUUGGCGGUACCAGCGUCCGUGAUGACAUGAAGGCUCUUCAGGAGGGUCCCCAGGUCGUCGUCGGCACUCCCGGACGUGUCCAGGACAUGAUCCAGCGCCGCGUCUUGAAGACCGACAGCAUGAAGAUGUUUGUCCUCGACGAGGCCGACGAGAUGUUGUCCCGUGGUUUCACGGAGCAGAUCUACGACAUCUUCCAGCUCCUCCCCCAGUCCACCCAGGUCGUCCUCCUUUCCGCCACCAUGCCCCAGGACGUCCUCGAGGUCACCACCAAGUUCAUGCGUGACCCCGUCCGCAUUCUCGUCAAGAAGGACGAGCUCACCCUUGAAGGUAUCAAGCAGUUCUACAUUGCCGUCGAGAAGGAGGACUGGAAGUUGGACACCCUCUCCGAUCUUUACGAGACCGUCACCAUCACCCAAGCCGUCAUCUUCUGCAACACCAGGAGAAAGGUCGACUGGCUCACCGACAAGCUCACUGCCCGUGAUUUCACCGUCUCUGCCAUGCACGGUGACAUGGACCAGGCCCAGCGUGACGUUAUCAUGAAGGAGUUCCGUUCCGGCUCUUCCCGUGUCUUGAUCGCCACCGAUCUCCUUGCCCGUGGUAUCGACGUCCAGCAGGUCUCUUUGGUCAUCAACUACGACCUCCCCGCCAACCGCGAGAACUACAUCCACCGUAUCGGUCGUGGCGGUCGUUUCGGACGUAAGGGUGUUGCCAUCAACUUCGUCACUGCUGACGAUGUCCGCAUGAUGCGUGAGAUCGAGCAGUUCUACAGCACCCAGAUCGAGGAGAUGCCCAUGAACGUGGCUGAUCUCAUCUAAAAAGUGGUCUCUUUGUUUGCAACUUUGCCUCUGACCGUAGCCGCUGGGGCUUUUUCUUGGGUUAGAAGCUGAAGUUUACCUAAUUCCAUGCGCCUCUGCUAGACCAGACGACGCUACAUCCUUCCAUUAUCCGUCCAAAAGCAGCUUGAGGUGAAACGUGGUGGGUAGGCAAAACAUUCGUGGCAUCUCGGCGUUUGUCAAUUUCUAUGUGCAAAGUGGUUUCUGUUCCAAAAGAAAGUUUUAUGCAGUGAUAGAUUUGCGCCGGGGGAUGCGUCGUGGCAGAUUCCCUAUAUUUUCCCAAAUCAACGUCUUCCUUAUUUCCUUUCAUGCUCUUUUCAUCUUUCCUUACCCAAAGUCGCUCACCACCGGCUACUUUCCAACACUUUUUUCGGCGGGGGUUUUCGUUUGGUUAUCGACGGGUAUAUGUCUCAUGGGAAUGAAGAUGGAACACACCCCCCUCGCUCCAAUGGGUGACGUAUGUCUGGGAUGACGAUAAUGA
Molecule: messenger RNA, 2106 nt
Organism: Aaosphaeria arxii CBS 175.79
Lineage: Eukaryota; Fungi; Ascomycota; Dothideomycetes; Pleosporales
Product: ATP-dependent RNA helicase eIF4A
Exons: 4
Coding region: 417-1607 (396 amino acids)
Molecular function (GO): RNA binding; ATP binding; RNA helicase activity
Source: RefSeq, a predicted model, not a curated record